Messenger RNA from Hermetia illucens (black soldier fly), 4075 nucleotides. RefSeq names its product E3 ubiquitin-protein ligase MARCHF6. Gene Ontology annotation, molecular function: zinc ion binding. Gene Ontology annotation, cellular component: endoplasmic reticulum membrane. The coding region runs from base 575 to 3445 and encodes 956 amino acids. The transcript has 3 exons. The record is from RefSeq and is a predicted model, not a curated record. NCBI's taxonomy places the organism in Eukaryota, Metazoa, Arthropoda, Insecta, Diptera, Stratiomyidae.
CACAACCACCAUAAUAGAAAAAAGUGAAAUUAUAUCAAGAAGAACGCAAAGUGUCAGAAGAGCUCAAUUUCCAGUUUGUGUCGUUUCUUUGUCCCCGCGGCAGUCGAUAGUUUCCACCGUUUUAUUUUAGCAUUAAAAACAACCUAUGAGUGCUUCAGUUGCGGGUAAUAAAUAAGAAUUCACCAUGAAUUAGGUGAUAAAUCGGGUAAAAUGUCAUCGACGCUCACGUGAGACGGGCGCCCCCCGCACCAAGAAAAAUCUCUCCCGCGACACGACCGUAGAACGUACGUAACGCAACCCCAAACAAGUUAAAAGUCAUUCAUUCGAGCUUGAAGCAGUCCCCGGAGUACUGACGUGUGUUCAUUUCCUUCGUUGGUGAGGCGACGAAACCUUUCGCGCGGUUGUGCGUGGAAAUCCAGUUGGAAGUGAGCGGGCGCUUGCUGACGAGAAGACUCGACACGAGCAGCACGACCGCGGAGGUCGUCAAAACAUUUGCGGUAAACAAGCACCAGCCGUAAUCGGGCGGUAGUGGGUCGAAGUUCAUUUUGUCGCGACUGCCGUUGCCGCUGCCGCUAUGGACGAUCUGACGCAGGGCGAUAUCUGUCGAGUGUGUCGUUGCGAGGGCCAGUCCGACCGGCCGCUCUUCCACCCGUGCAUCUGCACCGGCAGCAUCAAGUGGAUCCACCAAGACUGCCUCACGCAAUGGAUGCGCUACUCGCGCAAGGAGUACUGCGAGCUGUGCGGCCACCGGUUCUCGUUCACGCCAAUCUACUCGCCGGACAUGCCGAGGGUGCUGCCGCUCCGCGAUGUGGCCGGGGGUCUGCUUAGUUCGGUGGCCCGGGCUGCCAAGUACUGGCUGCACUACACACUGGUCGCCCUCGCCUGGCUUGGAAUAGUGCCGCUGACGGCGUACCGGACGUACCGAUUCAUGUUCAGCGGCUCCUCCUUCGAUACAAUCCUUUCACUGCCUUUCGAUGUGUUUUCAACGGAGAAUAUAGCGUCGGACGUGCUGCGAGGUUGCUUCGUGGUUACCUGCACGCUGCUCUCGUUUAUUGGACUAGUUUGGCUGCGGGAACAAAUCCUGCAUGGUGGCGGGCCAGAUUGGCUCGAGCGUGACGACGCGCCCCAGCAAAACGACCAAAACCAAGAACAGCAAGCCGAGGCAAACGGCGGACAAGCGGACGCAAACGAUGCCAUCAACAACAACAAUAAUGAGAACAACAACAACGAGGGAGAAGCCCCCGUGGACGUGCCUAUGGACAACGCAGAACCACCACAGGCGGACGCAGAAGCGGCAGAUGCGGACAACGACCUGGCAAACGGCAACGAGGAAGCGAAUUGGAAUCCAAUGGAAUGGGAUCGCGCCGCAGAGGAGCUGACUUGGGAGCGACUGCUAGGCUUCGACGGGUCCAUGGUAUUCCUGGAGCACGUGUUCUGGGUGAUCUCCCUCAAUACCAUCUUCAUCUUCACGUUUGCCUUUCUGCCGCACUGCAUUGGCAACUGUGUCAUCUCGUAUCUCGGCUUCCUCAGGCCGGACAAGCCCCUGCUGCACUUUCACGGAUUGCUAACGACCCUGUUCGGUUACUGCAUCAUUGGGGUGACGUUAAUCAUGCUGCACUCGCUGGCGCGGUUACUACAAAUGAGGAAGAUUCGGUGGCUCCUCGGUCUGUGCUAUAUCGUGGUGAAAGUGUCGUUGCUUUCGGUCGUUGAAAUCGGCGUGUUGCCACUGAUCUGCGGCUGGUGGCUGGACAUCUGCUCAUUGCCCAUGUUCGAUGCCUCCAUUAAGGACCGCAAGACAAGUUUUCGAGCCGCUCCUGGCACGUCACUCUUCAUCCACUGGAUGUUUGGGAUGGUCUACGUUUACUAUUUCGCCUCAUUCAUAGUUCUCCUCAGGGAAGUGAUACGACCAGGCGUUUUGUGGUUCCUGAGGAAUUUAAAUGAUCCAGAUUUCAGUCCAAUACAGGAAAUGAUUCACUUGUCGAUCAUGAGACACGCGAGGAGAUUGGUGGCGUCCGCGAUAAUUUUCGGUUCGGCAGUGAUGCUUAUGCUGUGGUUGCCGAUUCAAAUUUUGAAGAACAUCUGGCCGGCGUUCUUGCCCUACACAUUGUCUGGGGACUCCGAAGUUAAUGAGCUUAGCUUGCAGUUGCUGCUGUUACAGAUCAUUCUUCCCGGUUUCUUCGAACAAUCACAUACACGAAUCUGGCUGAAAGGUUUAAUCCGAAUUUGGUGUAAUGUGGUCUCCUGGCUCCUGGGAAUUCGCAGUUACUUACUAGGCAGUGAACGAUCAGCCGAAAAUGAAGAUGCUGCUCCGCCACCGCGGCCACCACCUGAACAUGGUCAAGGACUAGGUGCAGCACAUCAAGCUAUCCUGGAACGCGAUGUUCCAGUCGGUUUUCAACCCUAUGACCGUCCAACAUUUUUCCCACUACGUUUAAUUGGAUUAGUGUUUCUAAUGUGUUGCAGUUUAGUUGUAAGCUCUUUGGUUACAUUGACAGUGCCGGUUUGGAUUGGACGUCAAUGUAUGGCUCUUUGGUCAGUUGGGGGACAUAUUUCGAAUCCAGCUCAGACGGUGGUGAGUUCAGAAACACCAUCAAGACCUCAUGAACUGUACACAGCAGCUAUGGGAACCUAUUUGUGUUGGAUAAUAUCGCGAGGAAUUGCAAUUGCUGUGAAUUUGUUGCCGCAAGGAAGACAAGCGGUCGUGCAGAAACUCAAGCAAUGGUUAUCAGUGGGAGCAUCGUAUGCCUUAGCUGCCCUCAUUUUUAUUCUAAUGUUGGGAGUCAUUCCGCUCAUGUUUGGACUUUUGUUGGAACUCGUCUUGGUUAUUCCACUUCGAGUGCCAUUGGACCAGACUCCCAUACACUUUUUAUGGCAAGACUGGACCCUGGGCGUAUUGUAUACUAAAAUCGCAUGCGCCCUAACCGUGAUGGGACCAGACUGGAGGCUGAAACGAGCGAUUGAACGUGCCUGCCACGACGGUUUGCGCGACAUUGACCUCAGGUUUAUCAUCCGUGAGCUCGCAGCCCCGGUCAUCACAUGCUUCGGCCUGGCUCUGGCCGUUCCCUAUGUCAUAGCGCAUUCAAUCGUCCCCAUCUUUUUCACAAGCCAAUACACACGCAUCCUUGUGGUUCGCGAGAUCUACCCGUGUUUCCUAAUAGUAGCAAUCAUCAUUGCCAUCAUCUACUUUCAAAUUAGACAGUUCAAGAAGCUUUACGUGGCGAUCAAGAACGACAAAUACUUGGUGGGACAGAGACUGGUCAAUUACGAUCAUCGCAAGAAGAAAUCACAAGAUGCAACAGCAAGUGGAGCGGGAGUAGCAACGGCAGCGAGUCCAGCCGCUGAACCGGCCCCCGUCCCAGCUCAAUCUCCGGUAGAACAGGCAGGUGGCGGCGGGACAGGGGCAGGUGCAGGAGGCGAUGCUGCACCUGGAAUUGUUGCAUUUUAGAUGAAAAUUAGGAAUGUUGAAUUAAUUUUAAUCACUUUUAAUUUAGUGGAUGAAAAUUCUCUUUAAGUUAUACUAAAUGGAAAUUGAAUUUGUAAAUUUCAUUCUUUUGUGAUGCGAACGUGCAUGUAAAGGAGUUUCUAACGGGGCAAAACUUUAAAAAUAAUGGAAAAGUUAAAAGAGCAUCGUUGACUUCUAUGUAGGAACCGAAGACUAUCAAAUUAUUUGUGUUUAAGUUUAAAAUGAUGUCGGGGAUGAAGGAGGGCGACGAUGUCGUGGAAGCAACACGGUGUGAUCUUAAGUCAGUGCGAAUUAUCUCCCAAAGGAUUUACGUACAUAAUUCAUUCGGGGUGGGGGGAGCGAUUGGAAUCUAGGUUUUCUGUCUCUCCUUCUCCACGGUAAAUAGAUAUAUUUUUUUUUAAUUUGAACUACUUUGUUUGCGAUCUGUACUGUUAAAUUGAAGACGGAAGUGUUUUUUUCGUUUUUCUACUUUUUUGUUGAAACGCAUGUGUUUAUUAAUUUUGAUUAUUAUUAAUAAUAUUAUGUAAUUAGCAACUAAUUAUCUCUAUAUGUAAAAUAUUUUUGAGGUAUACAUACUUGUAAAAUAAAGAGAAGAGAAAAUACGAGACAGAA